AUGGACAGUCUGGAAGAGGACCUGACAUGCUCCGUGUGCUACUCGCUAUACUCGGACCCACGGGUGCUGCCUUGCUCUCACACCUUCUGCCGAAGCUGCUUAGACAGUCUGCUCCACGCGUCGCACAACUAUUCCAUCUGGCGUCCGCUGCAUCAGCCGCUCAAGUGCCCUAAUUGCCGCAGCGUCGUGGAGCUGCCCCAGGCAGGCGUGGACAUGCUGCCCACCAACGUGUCCCUGCGCGCCAUCGUCGAGAAAUACCAGAAGAAUAGCAAGCCAAAAGCUCCCGAGUGUCCGGAGCAUCCGGGGCAGCCCCUCAAUAUGUACUGCGUCCAGGACCGCAAGGUCAUUUGUGGCCUGUGCCUGACUGUGGGCCAGCACCAGGGCCACACCAUAGACGACCUGCAAGCGACGUUCGCUAGAGAGAAGCAGACCCUUUCGCUCCUGCUCGAGCAACUCUCUGCGGGCAGAUGGGCGCAGGUGUGUGAGCUGGGCGAGCAACUGGAGAAGGAAAAGGCCCGCUGUGAGUCUGCGGUGAAGCAGGACCGUCAGGAAGUCGCCGAAUUUUUUCACACGCUGGAGAUGGCGCUAAUCAAGAAGAGGCAAGCUUACAUGGAGGUUCUGGACAAAGCCUUAGCAGAGGUGUCGCUGUCCUAUAACCCGCUAAUCCACAGGGUCAAGGAGCUGCAGGAAGAGCAAGUGGACCUGAUCUCUUUUGCUGAAUCCGUGGGGGAGGAGGAGUCUCCGUUGGCCUUCCUGGAGAAGGUUCACGCAUUCAGACAGAGAGUAUACGACUACAAAGUUGCCAGUCUGCCACGCGCCCUCAACCUCUCGGUCACGCCCCGAGCGGCCGAUUACCUGCGCCGGAACUGGAACACAGUCACCCUCGGCAGUCUGGAUGAGGCGCCGGUCCCUAAUCUGUGCACCCGGUGCGGUGGCGCGACUUCCAAGGCUAAUGGCGGACCAGCGCGGUACUGCAACUGGCUGGGACCCCAAAUGAUUUUGCCAGUGUUGACGCUGCUGCUGGUAGUGGUUUCGCUGUGCUGGCUUGGCGUCCCUCAGGUCAGCCAAGGUCCAAGGGAGCUAUUCACGCCUGUCGGUGAACAGGUUGAAUGGGCCUAUGCAGUUACAAAGAUGCUCAUACAAAGAUGUAUAGUUUACAUUUUGUCUAUGCUAGAAAUGUUUUUGCAACAGUUGACUGACUUCUUCACAAAUCUGGCAUCACCGCUUGACUUCAGCCUUUUAUUUACAAGUUGA
Molecule: messenger RNA, 1254 nt
Organism: Nerophis lumbriciformis (worm pipefish)
Lineage: Eukaryota; Metazoa; Chordata; Actinopteri; Syngnathiformes; Syngnathidae
Source: RefSeq, a predicted model, not a curated record